Penicilliopsis zonata CBS 506.65 is the source of this 2083-nucleotide messenger RNA. RefSeq lists its product as hypothetical. Gene Ontology annotation, cellular component: cytoplasm; mitochondrion. NCBI's taxonomy places the organism in Eukaryota, Fungi, Ascomycota, Eurotiomycetes, Eurotiales, Aspergillaceae. Gene Ontology annotation, biological process: prolyl-tRNA aminoacylation. The coding region runs from base 111 to 2009 and encodes 632 amino acids. The transcript is spliced from 7 exons. The record is from RefSeq and is a predicted model, not a curated record. Gene Ontology annotation, molecular function: ATP binding; proline-tRNA ligase activity.
AUGGGCUUGAAUCAUGCUGUAUUUUAUUGUAUAAAACUUUGGGAAUCGUCUAUCCCUGCUUUAUUGUACUAUACACUGUUUUCUGGUUCCUAUUUUGAUUUAUUCAAUCCAUGGUGUUUGCGCUUUGCUCGGGGUCGGGCCGCAGCGUCGUGAGCCGGCCAUGCUCCCGGCCUCUACGACUGCAAAUAGCCCAGAGAUGCGGGUUCAAGACCGAUGGCAGGAGUCGAACGUCGGGCUUCUGGAUCCCCACAGGUGGUAUCUCGAAAAAAAUUGCUGAUGGCGGAAAAGAGGAUGCAAAUGCUCUGCUGGUCAGGGGUGGCUUUCUUCGCCAGGCGUAUUCUGGGGUAUUCCAUCUCUUACCUCUUGGAUUACGAGUUCAAGAUAAAUUUGAGCGUUUAAUUGACAAACAUAUGCGAUCUCUCGGAGCAUCAAAAGUCGCGCUCUCAUCAAUAUCUUCCCAAGAACUUUGGGAAAAAUCCGGUCGACUGACUGAAGAUUCUGAGGUUUUUCGAUUCACGGAUCGGAAGGAGUCCCGCUUCCUUCUUGCCCCAACCCACGAAGAGGAGAUAACGACUCUGGUAGCCAGUCUCACCAAGUCAUAUAAGGAUCUUCCCUUACGACUUUACCAAAUCACAAGGAAAUAUCGCGAUGAGCCGAGGCCAAGACAAGGCCUGCUUCGCGGGCGAGAAUUCGUGAUGAAAGACCUCUACACUUUUGACUACAAUGUUGAAGAGGCACUGAAAACAUACCAUGCUGUAAAGGGUGCCUAUGUUCAACUAUUCAAGGAAUUAAAGAUACCCUUCCUGGUUGCUGCGGCGCACUCUGGCAGCAUGGGCGGGAGCAUGAGUCAUGAGUUCCACCUUGAGAGCUCAAAAGGCGAAGACAAUGUCAUCAGCUGCUCGCAUUGCGAUCAUGUAUACAACGGGGAACUUGAAAAUGGGGUGUCCAAUGCACCCGAUUCCCAGGCUUCACUCGCUAGCGAGUCGUUUGGGGCAACCAGUGGAGGGCCGCCUGCCAUAUCAAAUGGUUUAUGGAUGGCCAUUUCCAGCGAUAGAAAGACGCUGGUAAGAGGGUGGUAUCCGGAAUUCCUUAUGCAAGAAGGCAACGAGGAGCCUGUCAGGCGGCGAGUCAGUUCGCACGCUGUCAAAUCGAUUGCCCAGGCUGCUGGUGUGGACUUGGACCUGAGCAUCGAAAAGCCUCUGGAACUAUGGGUUGCGAAGCUCAAAGUCGACAAAUCAUGCGGCUCUGGGUCUGCAAGAGUACUGGAUCUGUACGAUUCGCAUGUACGCGUAUACAAACGCCCUCCUCUGAGCGACUUGAUGAACGAGCUUGAUUUACCCACUGUGGAGGUCGAAUAUUCGAUGCUAGACCGCUUUCCCGGAACGAACCAUGGCCUUAGCCUUCUCCAGGUUCACGACGGCGAUAAAUGCCAGAAAUGUGCCCAAGGAUCUCUCAAGGUCCACACCUCUGUCGAGCUGGGCCAUACCUUUCACUUGGGUACGCGCUAUAGUGAAGUUCUAGAGGCAUCCGUGCCAGUGAAUCGAUCAUUACUUGAUGCCCCGGAAAGCUCGAGCACUUCAUCAUCCGAAAGCCAAAUCGUCCCGAUGCAGAUGGGUUGCCACGGCAUUGGAGUCUCCCGACUGAUCUCAGCCGUGGCUGAUAACCUUGCCGACUCGCGGGGUCUGAACUGGCCGAGAGCCGUGGCGCCUUACGAGGUCGCUGUGGUCCCUGGAGAGGGACUCGAAGAAGUGGCUGAGAAGGUGUACGAUUCGUUGACCACAGACCCGACCACCUCUGCUGAUGUGAUCCUGGAUGACCGUACCAAGUCGAUUGGAUGGAAGCUGGGCGAUGCCGACCUUAUUGGAUACCCAGUCAUCAUUGUGGUCGGUAAAGGAUGGAAGAAGCAGCAAGUCUUGGAAGUUCAAUGCCGUCGCUUGGACAACCUCCGAGAAGACGUUUCACUUGAACAACUGCCGACAUUUGUCAAAUCUCUGCUGGAUAGACUUUAAUCUGCGACUGAUGUAUCACAAACCCGUGUAAUUUUUAUUCUGUACAAUAACAAUACUAUCAUCUUCUCUCAAAC